AGCCUAAUUGUUCGUCAGAGAACUCCAAUGAAAGCGGAUCCUCCAACAAUGGCAGCAGCAGUAGCUUUGUAGGCUUCUUUUUAGAGAGAGAGAGAGAGAAGCUGUAGCAGUUCUGCAGAAGAGUUAUUCAGUUCAGGAGAAGAAAGACAGAGAGCGGCCAUGGCUUUUUCUAAUGGCGUGAAUGUCCAGAACAAUAGCACUAGCGGAUCUGCUAAAGCGAACCCAGGUCGACUGGCGAGUGUUUACAGCGAGGUUCAGACGAGCAGGCUCAACCAUCCUCUCCCUCUCCCCUCCAUUCUCACCAAACCCUUCAAGCUCCAAGAUGGACCUCCAAGUUCUGCCGCCGGAAAUCCUGAUGAGAUUGCGAAGCUCUUUCCCAAUCUCUUUGGCCAGCCAUCAACUUUACUGGUCUCGAGCGAGAACCGUGCCCUCAGAUCUGAUCAGAAGCUUAAGAUUGGAGUAGUUCUUUCUGGUGGACAGGCCCCUGGUGGUCACAAUGUCAUAUCUGGCAUCUUUGAUUACAUGCAAGGUCUCACUAGUGGAAGCACACUCUAUGGGUUUAAAGGAGGCCCUGCUGGCAUAAUGAAAUGCAAGUAUGUCGAGCUUACAUCAGAUUUUAUCUACCCAUAUCGAAAUCAGGGAGGUUUUGAUAUGAUCUGCAGUGGAAGGGACAAAAUAGAAACUCCAGAACAGUUCAAACAAGCUGAGGAGACGUCAUUAAAACUUGAGUUGGACGGACUUGUAGUCAUUGGUGGUGAUGACUCGAAUACUAAUGCUUGUCUCCUUGCUGAGAACUUCAGGGCCAAGAAUAUCAAGACGCAGGUGAUUGGUUGUCCAAAGACGAUAGAUGGUGAUUUGAAAAGCAAGGAGGUUCCAGCAAGUUUUGGAUUUGACACGGCAUGCAAGAUAUAUGCUGAGAUGAUAGGGAAUGUGAUGACAGAUGCUCGUUCAACGGGGAAAUACUAUCACUUUGUGAGGCUUAUGGGACGUGCAGCCUCACACAUUACCCUGGAGUGUGCUUUGCAGACGCAUCCAAAUGUUACAAUAAUUGGGGAAGAGGUUGCUGCCAAAAAGCAGACCUUAAAAAAUGUAACAGACCACAUUACAGAUGUGAUUUGUAAGCGUGCAGAACUUGGUUACAACUAUGGUGUUAUACUUAUCCCAGAAGGCUUAAUUGAUUUCAUACCUGAGGUUCAACAGCUUAUUGCUGAACUCAAUGAAAUCCUAGCUAAUGAUAUUGUGGAUGAGGGAGGGUUAUGGAAACAGAAACUUCAGCAUCAAUCUCGUCUUCUUUUUGAAUUUCUACCUCAAGCUAUUCAAGAGCAAUUAAUGUUGGAAAGGGACCCACAUGGAAAUGUCCAGGUUGCAAAAAUUGAAACAGAAAAAAUGCUUAUAUCUAUGGUUGAGACUGAAUUGGAGAAAAGAAAGCUGGAAGGCAAAUAUGUUGGACAGUUCAAGGGACAGUCUCAUUUCUUUGGUUAUGAAGGAAGAUGUGGCUUGCCUUCGAAUUUUGAUUCUAUGUAUUGCUAUGCAUUGGGAUAUGCAGCUGGAGCUCUUCUACAUGCUGGAAAGACGGGCCUCAUAUCAUCGGUUGGCAAUCUAGCGGCUCCUGUGGAUGAAUGGACUGUUGGUGGUACAGCAUUGACAUCAUUGAUGGAUGUGGAGAGGCGGAAGGGUAAGUUCAAACCAGUGAUUAAGAAGGCAAUGGUAGAGCUUGAAGGUGCACCGUUCCAAAAGUUUGUAUCCAUGCGAGAUGAAUGGGCUCUCAAGAAUCGAUACAUCAGCCCUGGCCCUAUUCAAUUCUAUGGCCCUGCAUCCAAUGAUAUUAAUCACACUUUGCUGCUGGAGCUUGGAGCCCAAGCAUGAUGAGAAAAUAACAUCUUACUUGUCUGUUAUGUCAUCUUCCAAUGAAGCAAAAUAAGACUCACUCAAAAUGCAAAAAUUGCUGAAAUAUGUUUGGGUGAAAAUGCAGCUUUUCGAUGAUAUGUUCAUCUCUAGAUGAAAUAGAUUAUCGAGAUAUGAUCAUUUAAGUUUUGUUGCAGAGUUGACAUCAUUUAAUCUAUCGAGGGAAUUUUAACUUACUGAAUGUUUCUUUACCCACUAAAAUUAAAUUAUGCUCGCGUGUUUU
Messenger RNA from Amborella trichopoda, 2128 nucleotides. RefSeq names its product pyrophosphate--fructose 6-phosphate 1-phosphotransferase subunit beta. The record is from RefSeq and is a predicted model, not a curated record. Gene Ontology annotation, biological process: glycolytic process; fructose 6-phosphate metabolic process; photosynthesis. Lineage: Eukaryota; Viridiplantae; Streptophyta; Magnoliopsida; Amborellales; Amborellaceae. Gene Ontology annotation, molecular function: ATP binding; diphosphate-fructose-6-phosphate 1-phosphotransferase activity; 6-phosphofructokinase activity. Gene Ontology annotation, cellular component: cytosol.